AUGAUCUUGUCCACGCACCCCUGGGCCCUCCUCUCACCUCUCACCAUCUCAGUGUGUGUCUCUCUCGCACAGGCACAGGCACAGGCACAGGGGGGGUGCAAAAGAACAACGGCCCUUACGGUUUACCCCACAGGAUCAACUUUGAGGGACUUUCGGGAGAUUACGAUUUGGACGAACGGGUGGCCGCGAUUGGUCGGACGGCACCCCGGUCGCAAUUUGGACGAAACGCUCGGCUCCGCCCAAUGGGAUGAACGGCUUCCCCGACGACUUCUCUCCCGCUCUUUCCUGCAGCCUGCACAAUUGUUCGGGUUUCCUUUCGUUGUGCACAUCAUAGCAGAACCUGCGGUCAAGGUUCACCGAGGGAACGGCGAAGAUGAGAGGAGGGGGAGGGAAGGGGAUUACACCACAUCCCAUCCAUGCGCUGGGGGAAGUUUCGCAAAAGAGUCAGCCUGGCGCGCGCCAGAAAAGGAAGGCGAAUCGAUGAGAGAGAGAGAGUCUGGGUGUUCUGGACCGUCAUUUUUGAACAUUGGAGAACUUGUGGGUUCGCCUUCCUCGUUCAUGCAAAGCUGCAAAUCUCCUUCCAUUUCGGCCUCUCGUCAUGCUGCGGGUAUCCGUACUUUAUGA
Molecule: messenger RNA, 624 nt
Organism: Colletotrichum lupini
Lineage: Eukaryota; Fungi; Ascomycota; Sordariomycetes; Glomerellales; Glomerellaceae
Exons: 2
Coding region: 1-624 (207 amino acids)
Source: RefSeq, a predicted model, not a curated record